This is a messenger RNA of Canariomyces notabilis, 1576 nucleotides long. RefSeq lists its product as uncharacterized. Gene Ontology annotation, cellular component: mitochondrion. Gene Ontology annotation, molecular function: oxidoreductase activity. The coding region runs from base 456 to 1391 and encodes 311 amino acids. The transcript has a single exon. Lineage: Eukaryota; Fungi; Ascomycota; Sordariomycetes; Sordariales; Chaetomiaceae. The record is from RefSeq and is a predicted model, not a curated record.
GGCUGACGUCCAUACAAUUAGAGCGUUACAAUCCCUGUAAUGGCCCCUUUGCAGCAUCAGGAUUCGUCACCAGGCCCGUCAACCAAAUCCUGCCCAAGACUUGCUUUCUGAUACACGGCCUCGGUGUAAGACAUGAUUCCGACAUUGAAGGAUCUCUCAGCAGAGUAUUGGUGCCGAAACCUAACACGGAAAGUGCAGAGUUGUUGGAAAGUAGGCAGUAUACAGUAUAUGUAUAUCAGCUGCCUGUCUCCUACUCCUUAGGUGGGCACUUAUUCUCUCCUUACCCUCCAGUUCACGAAGCAACAGUCCCAGCCACUGAUAGACCAGGUGGCAGAACCAUGAUAAAGCUCCUCACAAGACUGUUUCCUAAAACCACACGCCCUUCAAAGUUAUCCUCAACCUUCGUUUGACCAUACCAACCGGUCUCAUCAUUCCACCAUCAUCCGAUCCUCGCCAUGAAAGCCGCUCGUGUUGUUAGUUGGGGUUCGCCACCUCAGUACUGCUCGGUUGACCUGCCUGCGCCUUCGCCUUCUCAGAUCAAGCUCAAAGUGAUGGCUGUUGCCGUGCCACCUCUUGUCCGUGGACGGGCGCUUGGCAAGCAUCCCACCGCCCAAGGCGCGGCCUUGCCGUUUGACCCCAGCGUCGACGGAGUUGGAAUGGACGAGGCCACUGGUAAACUCUACUACAUCGCCCCGAUGGCCGCGCCCCUCUUCACUGAGUACGCGAACGUCGAACGGAGCAACAUCAUCAAGCUCGGACCCGGCGCCAACCCUGUCGCCGUUGCCACCCUUGUUAAUCCCGUUGGCAGCAGCUGGAUGGCCCUGCGCUGCCGUGCCCUACCUGGCAGCUGCAAGAACGCUACUGUGCUUAUCCUGGGCGUUACCAGCACAAGCGGACGGGCUGCUGUUGACGUGGCGCGAUCCCUGGGCGCUUCACGCAUCAUCGGCAUGUCUCGCAACGAGGACACUCUUGCUGCUGUUCAGGGACUGGACCAUCGCGUCGUGCUCCAGGACCCAAUUGCCCUGCCCCCUGACAUUGGGCCGAUACACAUUGUAUUGGAUUUCGUUGGCGGACGCGCAGCAUCCGGAGUGCUAGCCGCGGCCAAGGCAGAGCCGGGAAAGGACAUUCAGUACAUCCAUCUCGGAGAUCUUGCAGGAGAGGAUGUGAUUCCGCUGCAGGCGCGAUUGUUGAAUGCCAAGCCGAUCCGCAUCACGGGUUCUGGCAUGGGCAGCUGGAGCAAGCAGGAUAUGAAGCAGGAGUUGGGUGGAUUGCUAGGUGCCGUCGUUAAGAUGGGAAUUCCCGACGGUGUUUUCACUGCUUCGUUGGCUGACAUCAGCGGAAUAUGGGAAUCUGAAGAUGCUAAGAAGAAGCGGUUUGUGGUGAUCCCCUAGGGAUGUCACGAACCAAUGCCUUCCGAAAGGCUGUAUGCAAGCCCUUGAUGCGUUAGCAUAGAUAUCUGCCGAAUACUUCAACUCUGCUCAGUCAACUCUUUACAACUUAAAGUAGCACAUUGCUCAUAAGUCAGGUAAGUACUUACUAUGUACUGUCUUGAAAGGAUAUGAAGGUUGUGCGGCAC